This is a messenger RNA of Capsicum annuum, 858 nucleotides long. RefSeq lists its product as uncharacterized. Bases 1 to 858 code for a protein of 285 amino acids. Lineage: Eukaryota; Viridiplantae; Streptophyta; Magnoliopsida; Solanales; Solanaceae. The record is from RefSeq and is a predicted model, not a curated record. The transcript is spliced from 5 exons.
AUGGCUAGAGGUCGAGGUCGCGGAAGCACAGGGCGUGGAGGCAAGUCUGCAGUUAGGAGUAAUAAUGAUGUUACUGCAAACAUACCUACUAUUCCUACACUUGCUAUUGUUACUUCUCAAGCUAAUGUCAUAGCUUCUAGUGAUGGUAGCAACCAUACAACUCCUGAAUCAUCUCCGACUGCUCUAAAUCAGUUCAACAGAACAAGAGAAGGUACAGCUACUCUAAGGAACCAAAUAGAUAUAAAUCAAGGAAGAGGUACUGGUCGAGGAAGUAUAGGGGGUGCGGGCAAGUCAGCAGCUAGGACUAAUAUGCAUGUUCGUACUACAAACAUACCUACUAUUCCCACUCCUACAGUUACGCCACAAACAGCUGGUGGCGUAGGUUCUCCAACUUCUAAUCAUUGUAGUACGUAUCCUACUACUCCAAAUCAGACCAACCCAAAAACUGUAGGUACGUCUUCACAAACCAACCAAGUAGGUGAGGACAUAUCUCUUCGCACCACAAAUGGAGAAAGUAAUUCCAGUCAAAGCCAUGUGCGGACCCUUGUUACUAUAACUUCUGUAGGGAUACACGAGUCUUUCAAAAGUGAACUUGAUGAUAAUGGAGUCAAUUGGAAAAGUGUCUCAUGUGACAUAAAAGAUGGCUAUUUUGGGGAAUUCAAGAAAAACGUCUAUUGGGAUUUUUCCAUUACUGAUGCUGUCGUAAAGAAACACUGGCAGAGUAAGGCAACAACUGUAUAUAGAAAUUUCAUUGCUAAAAUCAAAGAGAAAGGGGGCAAGAUUUUAUACAAGAAGAUUUCUGGAAAACGUGGCAGCGACUUUGCGCAGAUCCAAAGUGUGUUGAAAAGUCCAAAAUAA